Molecule: messenger RNA, 3955 nt
Organism: Ilex paraguariensis (yerba mate)
Lineage: Eukaryota; Viridiplantae; Streptophyta; Magnoliopsida; Aquifoliales; Aquifoliaceae
Source: the annotation of a GenBank genome assembly
AAAAUAAAGUGUAGUGAGGAGACGGACACGGAGAUUGUCGGCAUGUGAAGUCAUAUGACGUUAAAUACGUAGCUCCAGAGUUUGGCGUUCCGUUUCUUAAACCCGUGUCACUAAAUUGUCUUGUUCUCUGCAUCGUAACUGACCCUGUUGAAUGAGAGUCCACAAUCCCAAAAAAAUUCAGGGUCUGGUCUUUGUUCAGAGAAGUACAGAGUAGCUUUUCUCAUAUAGAAAGAAAGAAGAAAACCAAGGAAAUGCAUGCAAAGAAUUCUUGGAACCAAGCUACAAAAGAUUGUUGUGGUCUGAUUCUGCUUUGUGGGUCUUUUUUCCCUUUCAUUUUGAGUAGUAUUUGGAGGAUGAGUGUAGCUGAAUUUGCUUAAUGUUAAUUGGGUUUAGUCACUUCACAUGGUUGGUGAUAUUUGUUGAUUAUUAUGGCAGAUUUCUGGGUUUGCUUCGGUAUCUUCUACUCUCCCAAAACAAUUAAAUUCGACCAGUUUCAUCCAACUGAAGAGCUAAAUAUCGAAGCCAGAGUUUGAUUUUAUUCUGCAUUCAGGAGAGUCACUAUGGUAUGAAUGCAGACAAUAAUUAUGUGGUCUUGGGAGCAUGAGAGCACCAAACGUCCAAUAAAAAUAUAAUACUCCCUCGAAGAUAUUUUCAGUUCUAUUUGUUGAUGAUACAUGGAUCAAUCUUUCAAGCUCUUCGGCAGGUUGUAAGUUUGCUCCCAUUGCAAGUUCCGCAGGUUUGGGAUGAUGGCAAAAGGUUUGGGCCAUUCAGCAAUUUUAGCUCUGGUUGUUUUUUCAAUUUCAAUUUGCUAUUCGGAGCAACUACAAUCGUCUCAUGCACAAAUCCUUUUGAGAAUUCAACGCAUUUUGAACUUCCCUACUGUUUUGAGUAGCUGGAAUAGUGAAACUGGUUUCUGUAAUACUGAACCAACUUUAUCUCUUACUGUUGUGUGCUACGAAGAAAGCAUAACCCAGCUCCAUAUUAUUGGGAAGCGAGGCACUCCUUCCUUACCUAAGAAUUUUUCUAUAGAUUCAUUUACUACGACACUCGUUAAACUUCCUAGCUUGAAAGUCCUUACAUUGGUUUCUAUUGGUUUAUGGGGACCAUUGCCCGGCAAAUUGGCCCGCUUAUCGUCACUGGAAAUACUCAACAUAAGUUCAAAUUUCUUUCUUGGCUCCAUUCCACGGGAAAUUUCGUCUUUAACAAACCUCCAGACAUUAAUACUUGAUGACAACAUGUUCUCUGGUCAACUUCCAGAUGGGCUGAGUUCACUUCCAGCUUUGGCUGCUUUGAGUAUGAAGAAGAAUUCAUUAAAUGGGUCUCUGCCGGAUUCACUGGGAAGUUUUACAAACCUCAGAGUUCUUGUGCUUUCGCAUAACCAUUUUUCUGGUGAAGUGCCUGACCUGAGCAGUUUAGCAAACCUCCAAGUUCUUGAUUUGGAAGAUAAUUCUCUUGGACCUCAGUUUCCUCUAGUUGGUAGAAAAGUAGUCACGCUUGUACUGAGGAAGAACAAAUUUAGGUCUGGCAUCCCAGACAGAGUGGGCUCUUAUUAUCAGCUUGAACAGCUUGACAUAUCAUUCAACAGAUUUGUGGGACCAUUUCCACCAUUUCUGUUCUCCAUGCCAUCAAUUACUUAUUUGAACAUCGAGGGAAAUAGAUUUACUGGAAUGCUUUUCGAAAAUUUUCCUUGUGGAGCUUACCUUGAGUUUGCGGAUUUGUCUGCUAAUCUGUUGACUGGAGCAUUGCCGAGCUGUCUUCGGUCUGAUUCCAAGAGCAGGGUUGUGCUUUUUUCUGGGAAUUGUUUAGCUACUGGGGACAAAAGUCAGCACCCAAUUUCCUUUUGCCAUAAUGAAGCUUUGGCCGUGGGAAUCUUGCCUCACCGCCGGAAGCCCAAAGAAGUUUCCAAAGCAUUUCAUGACUUGAGCAUAAUUGGAGGGAUAAUUGGAGGGAUAAUUGGAGGAAUUGUACUAGUUGGUCUAACCUUCAUGGUGGUUAGAACAAGUCGUGCAAAGAAGAUGGUCAAAACACCUCCAACUAGAUCAAUAUCAGAGAAUGCAGCAACUGGAUACACCUCUAAGUUGCUUUCAGAUGCAAGGUAUGUAACUCAGGCUAUGAAGCUAGGAGCACUAGGCCUUCCAGGUUACCGACCUUUUUCACUUGAAGAACUAGAGGAGGCAACAAAUAACUUCGAUACAUCAUAUUUUAUGGGUGAAGGCUCUCAUGGUCAGAUGUACAGAGGCCAGCUGAAGGAUGGUUCUUUUAUUGCUAUUCGAUGCCUGAAAAUGAAACGAAACCACAGCACUCAAAGCUUUAUGCACCACAUAGAAUUGAUUUCAAAACUUAGACAUCACCAUUUGGUCAGCGCUCUUGGGCACUGCUUGGAAUGCUACUUGGAUGACUCAAGUGUCAGCAGAAUAUUUCUUGUCUUUGAAUACGUACCAAAUGGGACACUAAGGAACUGGGUAUCUGUGGGACAUGAUAGACGAACACUAACUUGGACGCAGCGCAUAGCAGCUGCCAUAGGGGUUGCAAAGGGUAUCCAAUUCCUUCAUACAGGAAUUGUGCCAGGUGUCUUUUCAAAUAACUUAAAAAUAACAGAGGUUUUAUUGGACCAGAACCUUGUUGCAAAACUCAGCAGUUACAACCUGCCUUUGUUAGCAGAGGAUAUGGGAAAGGUUGGUAUUCAACGUUCUCCUGGAGCCAAGGAGCUUAGUAAUGCAAGGUUUGUUAUAAAAUUUGCUAGUUCAAUGCAUAUGCUAUGAUUUCAAUUCAAAAUUAUUACAGAAAGCUCUUGAUAUACAGAGGUUAGUGGUAUCUCAUAGACAAUAAAUGCUCAGAAUGACACGACACAUGCAAGGUUUGAUGUACUUAAUUCCAUGUCCAGAACAUAUGCAUAUUUCGUUCUUUUGUCUUACCCAAACAAUUUCCAUCCACUUGAAAAAAGGGAACAUCAUAUUGCUCUAUCAAUCUACCUUUUAGUUGUCCUCUCUAAUAUAAGGGUCAUUGAUAUGAAGGUAAAAUUUUAUAUUGUUCCAACUAGUCAACAGGUAUGCUGAAUUUUGUGACUUCUCAACCUAAAUCUGCGUCACAGGAUCAAACAUCAGGACAAGUUUGACAUCUACGAUUUUGGGGUGAUAUUACUUGAAAUCAUUGUGGGAAGGCCAUUCAAUUCCAUGAAUGAAGCAGGGGCUGUGAAAAAACAAUUACAAGCAAGCAUAACAGCUGAUUCUGCUGCUCGAAAGAGCUUUGUUGAUCCAGCAGUUCUCAAUGCAUACUCGGAUGAAUCAUUGAAGAUAACAAUGGAAAUCUGCAGUAGGUGUUUGGUUAAGGAUCCAGCAGAUAGACCAUCCAUUGAGGAUGUGCUGUGGAACUUACAGUUUGCUGCUCAGAUUCAGGACGCAUGGAGGGGAGACUCCCAAAGCAGUGACGGGUCACCAAUCUCGCCUUUCCAGCCUCCACGCCUACAGCUCACAGUUCAACAGAAUCAGCAUUCAGGUAUAUGAGGGUCUAAGACGAAGACAGAAACCACUUGUUAAUCGAUACAAAAAGCUAUCGAACCCAAGUAUUGAAUUCUCUUGAUGCAAACGAGACCAUGAAACAAUUGGCCUGAAAUGUAUACCCUACUCUUUUUUCUAUUUGUUUUUCUCAUUUCUUAUAUUAGAAAGCACCUUGCCAGGAUGCUUGAUUGGCAGCCAUCUUUGUACUCUAAAGUGCAACUAUGAAGGGAUUGCAAGACAUAUAAUUGCCGCUGCUUGCACGUUGCUUUACUUUUCUGCACCAAGUCUAAACGAAAUUCCGGAAGCCACUUAUUACGACAUACUUUACCAAAAAAAAAAAUGUAGUCUGGUUUAGAUUAUUAAUGAAUAUUUAUGUUGAUUCAGAUCAAUUAAUUUGUAGAAUGGAGAUUCAUACAAAUUAAUAAUGUGCAAAGAACCAUAUUUGAACUGGUAACAAG